Molecule: messenger RNA, 1026 nt
Organism: Meloidogyne enterolobii
Lineage: Eukaryota; Metazoa; Nematoda; Chromadorea; Rhabditida; Meloidogynidae
Source: the annotation of a GenBank genome assembly
AUGCCAAUAUUAUCUUCUUCUUCAAACACUCGAAAAUAUUCAGAACAAAGCUUGGCUAAUUUCAACAGAGCUCAAUUCUUCUUUAAUCCUUCACAUAUUCAACCGCAAACUGAUCGUCGUUGUCUUCAACGUCUUCAUAUAGAAAAUUCAUUUGCAAAAUUAAAUAGUUUUGUUAUUUUUUCUUGUGGAGAAGAAAAAUUGCCAGCAGUUUUCAAAGAAUUUUAUGACGAAUUAAUUUAUUUUGAAAUAGAUCCAGCACAUUCAUAUCAACUUGUAAUUAAUUCUCUUACUUAUUUUUAUUCAAAAAUAACUUGGGCAACUUCUGUACAAAAAUGUGUUUUUGAAUUUAUUUGUGAAUUUCUCGGAGAAUUUCAUUCCCAUCUGGACAAAAAACAUCUUAUUGAAUUAGAAUUGGUUUGUUUGUUGGAACUUUUUAUGAUUCGAUAUGAAUACAAAAAUGGAAACGGAAAUAACAUUUUUAACAUCUUGGUUCAAAUUCGCAAAACUUCUAAAGGGGCUGAUUGUCAUCUUUCUGGUUUUGUAAACAAUUUUUUACGCCGCCCACUAGUAAGUCCAAUGCGUUUUGAUUUGACCUUUAUCUUUGUGUUUAUUUCCCUUUUUCACCUCUUUCCAUUUCUUCUCUUAAUAUUUUUUAUUUUUAAAAUUUUUAGUUUCGGCUACACUCUAGAACCUUUAUUACGUAAUAUUUGUGAUCGACUUAACCUUCAAGUUAAAUUAUAUCGCUCUUCUGAUUCACUUCAAAAUAUUUCAACAAAACGAAAAAGUUCAAUGACUAGUUCAAAUCAAGAAUCUCAUACUUCCUCAAUUGAACCGAAUAAUUCGUUUAGUGAAGACGAAGAAUUGAAUGAAGAAGAGGGAAAUUCUGAGGAUGAAAUAUCAAAAUCAAUUGAAAAGAAAAGGUCCAAGUCUCAUGAUAAAAUUAAUAAAUUAGCAAGCAAAAAAUUGAAGACGACUGACAAGUUAAAAAUUCGGAAGAAAGCUUCAAGGGGUCGUCGACGUUAUUGA